Wickerhamiella sorbophila is the source of this 1065-nucleotide messenger RNA. Its product is annotated as NADH kinase pos5, mitochondrial. Gene Ontology annotation, biological process: NADP+ biosynthetic process; NAD+ metabolic process. Bases 1 to 1065 code for a protein of 354 amino acids. NCBI's taxonomy places the organism in Eukaryota, Fungi, Ascomycota, Dipodascomycetes, Dipodascales, Trichomonascaceae. Gene Ontology annotation, molecular function: NAD+ kinase activity. The transcript has a single exon. The record is from RefSeq and is a predicted model, not a curated record.
AUGCACCUACCUCCGCGAGUUCUGCCGUUAAUUCGCCAGGGAUACGGGGCGUAUGCGAAAUUGAGGUGGACAAUUCCUCCAAGGAACAUUUUUGUGGUCAAGAAGGCCUACAAUAGCCAUGUAGGAGAAGCCACCAAGAGUUUUAUCGCUCACAUCAUCGACAAGUACAAGGUUAAUGUGCUAGUGGAGAAUCGAAGCUACGAGGAGCUAGCGCAACCAGGCGUGCGGUCGAUCGAGCAAGCUGACCUGAAGCGGUAUGUUGAUUUGAUAGUCACGCUGGGGGGCGACGGAACCAUUCUGCAUGCGACCUCAUUGUUCAAUCGACGAGCCGAAGAGCUGCCCCCCGUGCUGAGUUUCUCUAUGGGUACGCUUGGAUUCUUGUUGCCUUUUGACUUUAGUGAAGCCCAGCAAGCUUUCCAUGACGUCUACACCAGUAAUGUGUGUGUUAUGCAACGGCAGAGACUGGAUGUGUCUGUUGAAACUUUCGCAAGAUCUACCCCACACCCUGUCGAUUCUGAGGCAACCACGCACUCAACACUGCUGCCUGAUCCAUGGAUAGACAUUCCCAGUACGCCUUCCAGCAGUAUAAGACCGAGUGACCUUACAUGUGCUUUGAAUGACCUCACUAUCCAUCGUGGUGCCUCCCCACACCUGGCUCAUUUGGAUAUUAGUGUUAAUGAUGAGCACAUUACAACCGCAAUUGCCGACGGGCUGACGAUUGCUACGCCUACAGGGUCCACCGCUUACUCUUUAUCUGCUGGGGGCUCCAUUGUACAUCCUGGGGUGCCAUGCGUUAUGGUCACGCCGAUUUGCCCCAGGUCACUGUCGUUUCGACCGCUAAUUCUGCCGCAAGCCUCCAAAAUCUCUGUAUCAAUAUCGCCGAAUUCUCGAGGAGUCUGCGAUCUGUCGAUUGAUGGCUAUGCGGAUGGCCAGCUCGCUACGGGUGACGUUGUCCACGUCUGUGCCUCGGAGACCCCAGUUUGGUGCGUCUCCAAGGCCAGCGACGACUGGGUACAUCAUCUGAAUGGCCUGCUCGGCUUCAACUCGAAAUUUGGCAAAAAGUAA